ACCACGUAGCCCUGACAUCAUUUCCGCAGAUAGCAAGUUUGUAAACAUUCCAUUUCAGAAAAGAUUUCAUCAGAUAAAUUAAAUAUUUGAUGACUCAUUUGUGGUCUGAUGGUCUUUAUGGGUAGAAGAAGGAGUCGAAGAUGGAAGGCAUUCGCUUGGUUUUUUGUAACUUCACUUGGAGCGCUGUUUUACUCGAUAAAAUGCAGCAAUGCAGCAAGUGACUCCUUGUACAGUAGUGAACAAAACCACAUUCCUGGUGAUGAGUUUAAAAGCCAUGUCACCCGACCAGAGAGUGGGUCCUGCAAAGACAGACCACCUAAACAAAAAUUCCUGAUUGUGGUCAGUACAUUGGAUGGGAAGCUUUCUGCCCUGGAUGCAGCAGUUCAUGGAAGAAUUCACUGGACCGUAUCAACUGACCCCCGACCUCUUUUGUCCUCCAGCAUCAGUAACCUCGAUAUAAACCAGAAUGGGGUGAGGAAGAGAUUGAUCCCCUCCCUGGACGGCACUCUGUACCAGUAUGACGGGGACAGCAUUGAGGCCAUUCCAAUGACAGCGGAGGCUCUUCUCAGCUCUUCCUUCAAACUGUCAGACAGGACGAUGAUGGUGGGGGGUAAAGACAUCAGCUCAUUUGGGAUUGAUCCGGUCUCUGGAAAGUUGAGUUAUUUCUGCACUUCUGAGGGUUGUAAGGUGCUGGACACGGCUGACCAAGGUGACCGAGACAUACUGGUGGUGACCAAGAGUAUGCAGACUGUCCGAUCAGUGGAUCCUAGGAAUGGAAUUGAAAAGUGGAACUUCAGUGUCGGAAGCCAUCAAAUAGAAAUGAUCCCAGGAGAUAAAUCCCAUGAUGCAACACCGCUGGAGGAAGAGGAUGACAUUUGUAUUCAAACUUGUCCAAAUGAGGAGACACAUGAUGUGUUGGACACAGAGGAUUCCAUCAAGAUCAUUGUACCAGAAGGAAUGGUGGUCGCCCUCAGUCCAGAAAAUCCUGACGUGGUGGACUGGAAACACAAAUUUGAGAGUCCCGUGGCUAAAGCCUGGAUACUGAGGAAUGGUGUGUUGAAAUCAAUCAGUGUGUUUGACAAUAAACACAUCCCGGCUCUGUCUGGAUUUGAGGACACUAAGGAUAUAAAGGACCCUACAGGAAGUCAGCCUCUACUCUACGUGGGAAUGCACCAGAACCAGCUAUAUGUACAACCCUCGGUUCCCAUGCAGGAGAAUGUUGCUAAUGCAGCUCGCCAUUCCCACAACAAUGCCAUGAGUGUACCUAAAGUGACCUGGAAACCACUUAUCAGUACUGCUCCCUCAAGGACCCCCAUCUUCCGUGGAAACAGACAAGAUCCCAGCAUUCCUCCGAUGAUAGCCAAUGGGCAAGCAGCAAACAGAGAAACCGGUCUCUCUGUGUGGCAUGAAAAUUACCCAUUUGAUAAUGGUUAUUACCUGUACCCAGAUAUCAUUCUACCUGCAAAUAUCUGUGAAGCUAUUAACAAAACAGAAGAGAGUAUGCCACACGUGAUUUACAUGUCUUUGUGGAACUAUUGGAAAGAGGUGUUAGCCAUCAGUAUUCUGACAUCUGUUUGUCUGAAUUUGACAAUCUUGAAGUUAAGGAAGGUCUACAAAAAGAAAUGCAUGGGUCUUGAAAAAGAAGAUAGUGUAGUUAUUUCUGGGACUCGUUCCAUUGAAGAAUUGGAUACUUCAGAGAAAAAAGCUGAUGAAUAUGAAUCAAGAUAUAAAUCAGACUUUGACCAGCUGCAGGUGCUUGGUAAAGGUGGAUUUGGUAUUGUGUUUGAGGCCAGGAACAAAGUGGAUGAGUGUUGUUAUGCUAUCAAGAGGAUCACACUCCCUAUCAAUGAAAUAUCGAGAAUGAAAAUGAAGAGGGAAGUUUUUGCCUUGGCUAAGCUUGAUCAUCCUGGAAUAGUUAGAUAUUUCCAGGCCUGGGAAGAAACACCUCCCGUAGGCUGGCAGGAGAGUAAAGAUCAGGAAAUGUUUGAGAGUGAAUGCAUCAGUAUGCCAACACCAUGCAAUUCAACGACUCAUUUUAUGCCAAAGGAUCCAAACACCCGUGACGGUAUUCACCUGGAAUUAAAUGAAAGCAUACAAGAGAAGAGUGCCAUUAACCAGUUUGGAGGUGGCAUUAAUGAUGACCGCUACAUCAUUACCUCUGAUGAACGUGCUGGAGGAAGUCAGGAAUUCAGUGUAUCAUCGAAGAGCAUUUCUUGGGAUAAAAGCGAAGAUUCCAGACGUCUGUUUGGGGGGAUUCAAGAGGAAUCUUCUUCAUUGGACGUGGAGUUUAAUUUGGAAGUCAGUGAUGACAGUGAUGAUAGCGGAAGCUUCGCUAACACCACGGUGCCUUUCUCCAAGUCAACAAAACAGUAUGCAGAGAAUGAAAACGAUUCUUUCAGUAUUGUGUUUGAAGAUUCAGGUUGUGCAGACAAAAGUGGAAAGAGUAGCAGAAGUAGUAGUAGUGGUGGAAUAGUCUUUCAAGAUGACAGUAGCCAUAGUAACAAAUACAUUGUGGACAUUCCAACUGACUCAGGUAGUAGUCGACCAAAAACUCUGUCUCUAUCGGAACAAAGAUCACACUCGGCCAGGAUUUUGCCCCUGGACAAGUCAAAUGUGACCCCUACCCAGAGGUCUUACCUGUAUAUACAGAUGCAACUCUGUCGUCGAGAGACACUGAAAGAUUGGCUUUGUGCCAGCACCUGUGAACCUCGAAGUUCAGAGGUCAUCUGGGACAUUUUUGGUCAGAUUGUUAGUGCAGUUGAAUAUGUGCAUAACAGUGGACUUAUGCACAGAGAUCUCAAGCCCUCCAACAUAUUCUUCACUUAUGAUGAAGUGAUUAAGAUAGGGGACUUUGGACUAGCCACUGACCUCACAGGAGAAAUCGAGGACUGCUCGACCGAUUCCAAUCCCUUCCAUAAACACACUGCUCAAGUGGGGACAACUCUGUAUAUGAGCCCAGAACAGAUGGAAGGAAAGCCCUAUGGUCCAAAAGUUGACAUUUUCUCCUUAGGAAUGAUCCUCUUUGAAAUGCUCUAUUCCUUCAACACUCAAAUGGAGAGAGUUCGAACGUUAAUGGAAAUCAAAAAGAGGGUUUUUCCAGAAGAAUUCAAGAAAAAUGAGGAAGAGUAUAAAUUUGUGGAUUGGUUGCUUUCUUUUGAACCUGCCCAAAGACCCAGUGCUACAGAAAUCAUGAACAGUAAACUGCUGGAGAAAUUCCGCUCUCAGCAUCCACCCAAAAUACACAGAGAUCGCUCCAUAUCAUCCAGCAGUAGUGGAUCGCUAGCCUUUGACUGAAGGCUUGUGUUCACAGAAUUCUUCAUCUUUCACUUUGUACAUGUGUUCUCAGAAUCAGGACUUCUUAGACCUUAAUUAAGUUUUGAAGGUGCACAUGACUUCAGAAGUGUAGUGUAUAUCUCCAUGUACUUUGUCCUUAAUUUUUCUUUUGAAAUUUCAGUGAGUGCUUCCCCAUCAUUCAUUAUUAUUUAAGGAAAGAAAUUAAAAGUUGUUUGGGUGCAACUUGGGUUGGGGCAUUUAUAAUAUGAAGCUGUGUAUAUAGAUCGACUGUUCCAACUGAGAUUUUAAAUGUUGAGUAAAUAGUAAAUUGAUUCCUUAGUUUAGAAAAUACAUGUAAGAAGUAUUGUCCUCGAAAAUGGCAUCAAAAUUGUAUAAAAUUUAUUUUUAUGUCGGUACAAUUAAUAUUGUGACAUAGUCAUUUAUGCAACAAAGGUUAUUUAAUGUACAAAUUUUAGCUCAUCUGCAUGGAAGAUUUGAGCUUUUCUGAUUGAAAUUUUCCACAGUUGUCAUAGUCCAUUGUUGUAUCAACUUUUCACAUUUUCAUCUUUUUCUCCCAAAUCACUUGGCUGAUUUCAACCAAAACCAAUACAGAGUAUCCAUGGGUAAAAGGAAUUCAAUUUUGUUUAAGUGAUUGAAAUGAAGUAUCCAACCCUCUUCUAAAGCGAGAUAAUUAAAAAAAAGUUAGAAUUCGGUAAAAUCAUUAACAAAUCUUCUCAAGAACCUCUGGGUGGGGCCACAAUUAGGGAACAAAUUUUUACAUAGUAAUAACAGGAUAAAAAUGUUCUGAAAAACAGUAAAGGGAUGAUCCCCCACUUCUAUAUGGAAGCAUCUUCAGUUAAUGUUGAUUUAAGAUUGUGCAAAUCAUGACAUAUAGGUGCACGGUGGGGCCACAAUAUGUUAUCUAAAUUUUAUUCAGGGAAUUAAACAGUAAAAAACAAUCUUGAAAAAAGGAGGGUCAUAGGUAUUCAGGUGGUCCAUAGGCCUCUGUUUUUUUUAAAAUCUGAAUCAGUUAAAACCAGUAUUAUCGAUAAGUUACAAUGGAAUACAGUAAGUUUACAGUCAAAAUCACCUCAUGAAUUUAACAAAUAUAUCAUUGUUCUCUGCUGGGAAACUUGUAAAAGGUAGAUUGGGCAAUCCUUGUGAAUAUUUUUGCCUUAUUUAUUGAUGUUAAUAAUCAGGGCAUAGUGAAUGUUUCCUCAGAAUCUCGAGUGUACAUGUAUUUAACAAAUGUCAAGUGCUUGCUUUAAAUUGCCGAGAUAAAAAUGAAAUCAUGUAGAUAAUUUUUUUCAUACUAUGUAAUAGGAAUUUAUUUUGUUAAAAUUGAUUUAUAUAUGUAGUGAUUGUGAUGUGCAGUGCAUAUGUAGUUACUGUUUUACCAAAGAGCUUUCAGAAAUUUAAAUCUUGCAUUAAAACAGUUAACAAAUUUUUGUUAUAAUUUUCCACACAAAGAAAAGCCAUAAUGUAUAAGUGUUUGCUUGAAAGUCAUAAUAUUUAUGAAUUAGAGAGUAUGUGUAGGAGAAUUCUCUAGGAAAAAAUUGUUAUCAUUUGUUGUGUUGAAAUUUUUUUGUAAUUUUGCAAUGGGGCAAAAUUAAAAAAAAUAAA
Molecule: messenger RNA, 4896 nt
Organism: Saccostrea cuccullata (small rock oyster)
Lineage: Eukaryota; Metazoa; Mollusca; Bivalvia; Ostreida; Ostreidae
Product: eukaryotic translation initiation factor 2-alpha kinase 3-like
Exons: 18
Coding region: 109-3294 (1061 amino acids)
Biological process (GO): protein phosphorylation
Cellular component (GO): nucleus; cytoplasm
Molecular function (GO): protein binding; eukaryotic translation initiation factor 2alpha kinase activity; ATP binding
Source: RefSeq, a predicted model, not a curated record